UCGACGCAUCAUGGCGGCCGUUUGUUGCCGACCAUUGAAAAAACCAAGAUUAGGCCCUCCAGACGUCUAUCCACAAGACGCUAAACAGCGAGAGGAUGAACUCACAGAGGAAAAUGUCAAGAAAGGMUUUUCAUACCAACCUCUUUUUAUGACAAGCUCGAACGAGUAUGGCUCAGCUAAGGAUAUAGUAUCAAAUGUUCCAAUAUCAAAGUUCGUAUCAAGCUUUAACAACAUUACUCAUGAAAARCACAAGAUAAAUACCCACCAAGAUGGAAACAAGAAAAAGUCUACAAUUGCAAAAGAAAAUUUCUGGAAUGUCACAGCAAGGUCUAGAAGUAAUAUUCAAGUAUGGUUUCAAGAUCUUGCUGGAAGCAAACCACUGACAGCACUGGCAAAGAAGGUUCCUAUCUUCAACAAGAGGGAAGAAAUAUUUAGUAGUUUAUGUGAUAAUGGAGUACCCAUGCUAAGAGCGACAUGGUUUAUYAAAAUGACAUCAGCAUACAAUACAGUUAUAUCAGAGGCCAAAAACAAGAAACGCUCUUUAGGAGAUCCUUCCAUAGACUGGACUCAUUCAUUGACAAAGUAUUUAAGAGACCAGUUGAGCAAACUGUCAGAUUAUUAUCAGAGUCAUUUUGGAGGAAUAACAUCAUCACAGUUACAGCAGAGAAUGACUCCAGAAGUAGAACAGUCUCAGAGAUACUGGAAUUAUACMGUUAGACUGGCUAACUGGUUAUAUGAGGAAAGUCUGCUGGACAGACAAGAGUUCCUACAAUGGUUGCUUGAUGUUUUUGAAAAAGGCAAAGCUAGUGAUGAUGUGUUACUGAAAUAUCUUAUCCCACUUGUGCUGAGGUAUGUAGACCAGAUAGUCCUUUCUCAAACCUUGGCAAGAAAUCUCUCUCAUGUUUGUACAAAGAAGCUGUCAACUCUCUAUUCAGCUGCUGAGCAAAUGCAGUCUGAACAACCUGCCCCAGUCUCUCAGACAGCCAUUGGUGGAAAGACAACAGUAGCUGGGGUACCCUCAAGUAAUUCAUCUACUGCUAACACCACUGAAAGUCCUGUCAAUGGCCAAAUGUCUGUCCUGUCACAGUACAAGAACUGUCCUCAGCAUAAUUCACUUGUCUUAGCCUUAGCAGCAAUCUUACAAGCUGUAACUAUUAGUUGUCCUGGUGCUCUGAUAUGGAAUUCAGCUGUACUUCCUGGCAGUCAAACCAAUACCACACCUAGUAAUGAUCCUAGUGGUAGCAAAGUAACUGUAUUAGGUUCACCACUUGACCGCCUGGCAAUGGCACCUUCAUCUUUACCAACACCAAUGAUUAAUGGACAGACAACACUCAGUCCUGAGGUAAUGAUGGCAUUGAUAGCAAGUGAAGAUGAAAUAAAAACAAGAGGAAAGUCUAUUGAAUCAAGAUGGUCACCAGAUAAAUACCAAGACAAGACAUCAGAUAUCUGUAUUUCAGCACUUGCCGUGCAACGUGUUCUUACUACCCUGGACAUCUUGGACAAGUUUAAUUUUAAUAAAGCAGCAACACAGAGCUCYGUUGAUCUGUUGUAUUCUAAGAUAUUUCCUCCUUUAAAAGAAACACAAGAGCUGUCAUUGACAGAUCAAGCCAUAAUUCUGUUGUUAUGCGAAUGGGCUAUCACAAAGUAUCGUGUUGGGAAACAUCGUGCUGUUGUGGUUGCUAAACUUCUUCAAAAACGACAGAUGGAAAUGUUGAAUGAGAAAGAAGACAGUAGUAGUCAGUCCAAUACUACACCGGUAUGUCAAAAGGUGUUGUAUAACUUUCUGGAUAACUAUGCUCCUGUUGUAGAAAGUUACCAACACAGUAAGGGUGAUCCAAGCUUUGCUCAACUUGUUCUUCUCUUUGGUGAAUUAAUCCGCCAUGAUGUCUUUUCCCAUAAUGCUUACAUGUUCAAUCUCAUAUCACGYGGWGAUCUGCAACCUACACCUCCUGUCUCAGUAUCAUCACCUCCAAGACAGACACCAGGUGUGCUGCACCCCCCUGAAUUGGAGCACAUCGAGGAAUGYGUACAGGAAGGRGAUGUCAAUCAUGGCAGUAUUGAUGUUACCAUGACCAGUCAUGACGAUGUGUUAGGUAGCAAUCAGCAGAUGGAGCUUGAUAGAGAGCUACUUCUCCACCAAGAAAGACUUCAACAACUUCUUGACCAGGGUGACCAUGAAACCUUCCUGGACCAUGACCCACAUAUAACACCACAAUCAUUACAUAUAUCACUUGGAGGUGAUKCAUCUCAUGCUACAUUAUCUCAUGUUACCCAAGAGAGCUUGAARGURCUUGAACAAGGUGACAUCAACACMUCRUCUGAUAUACAAGAUAUCACACUUGAAGAACUCAAACAGCAUUCCACCAAGAAAUCUCAGCAUGUACAGUACGCUACACACUUYCCCAUUCCUUUUGAUUGUGCAAGUCAGCAUGAUAUCAACCAGAGACUUGUUCUUCUGUAUGGUGUGGGAAAAGCAAGGACUGAGGCCAUUCACAAAAACAAAGAAAUCACAAACUCAUUAAAGAAAAUGCUUCAUGACUUAGCAAGUCCUCAAUAUGGUGGWAGUUAUGAAUACAGCCAAGGUCUAAAAGCUUCAGGAUUAAAAACAAGAAGAGCAUUUGAAGAAAAGAUAUCAACUUUGUACAGCAAGUACUCAAGUCUUCCAUGUUUUGAGCAGUACAUGGCUAUUGCAGAGUGCACUAGUCCUCUUCAAGACAUGCGCAACCAGACACCAAAUGUAUUUGGUCUAACAGGACCUCUACCWAGUAUUGACCAACUUGUGUUUGUUUUUGAUCUCUUUGAAAUCUCUGGUGAUGUUCAAGGACUGAUAGACUUUAUUGCAAUUACACUAAUACCAGAUGAAGAUACUGUAAUACCUUUAGCUCCCCCUACAUCCUCUAUUGACAGUCAACCAUCAAAAGCUAUUGUCACUAUAGCUAUGCUUCGACAUUAUCACACAUGUUUAUCAUUGAUGCCUGAUAUUCUGGCAAGAAUCUUUAAAGGUCUUCUUCAAACAGUUGAAAAUAUAUCAGAUCCAAGUAUGUGCACAUCAUCUGAGAGGUGUAUUUUAGCCUAUCUUCAUGAUAUCUAUUCAUCAAGUGCAAACUUAGAGAUGCGAUGUGCAGAUAUUUUUAGUACAGCACACACCAAAAUCAAGAAGAACAUUUGUUCAAGUGUUAAGCCUUCUCCYUCCACAGCCCAGUAUGAUCCUAAGUAUAUGUCUGAGUUUUUCAAUAACCCAAGAAUGUUGAGAAUCAAUGCAAUAUGGGAGCAUCUACAUUCCAACAARAAACCAUCUGAUGUGUACAGUUUUGUGUGCAAUGCCAUGAUGAACGUGUGCAACUGUCAGAACAGUGAAAGGYUACAUGAUAUUGCUGUACUCUGUGCAGAAGUGACUGCUCACUGUGGAAGACUCAGUUCUGAAUGGCUUGGUGUACUCAAAGCCUUGUGCUGUUCAUCAACUAAUUCUUAUGGUUUUGUAGAUCUGUUGUUAGAAGUUGAGGUCAGCGAUCUAUCGAUUCACGAAUCUGUGGCUACAUUCACGGCUAUMAUGAUUGCAAGAGGAUGUUUCUCACUAGAAGAUGUCAUUUACCAAGUSGCUAUGGAUUCAUUGCUAGAUGCUAUUAGAAUUGGUGGUGAGAACCAAGAUGCUGAAUCAGGCGCAAGACUUACAUGUCAUCUUCUCYUACGCUUAUUGGACGAGACUACAGACUUCAUGUCACAUGAUCAUUCAAGUGUCUCAAAGUUUCCAUUUAAGUCGUCACCGGACCAUCACCUACUUUCUGCUGCGCAUGACAAUAUUGGAGUUCACGCUGUGCUGGCUAUUUUGAAAGCAAUGUUGCGAUUGUCAGAAUCAGGGCGUUGUGGCAGUGGCGUUAGCCAAGUGUCACGUGAUGAUAGUUUCAGAGGUUUGUUUUCUUCACGUUUGGAUGACUUCCCAGAAGGCACUGCUGCUCCUGGUGAUAUCUUCUCAACACCACUUACUACAAGCAAACCAGCCAUUGGUUCGUCCAACUUGAGUGCUUUUGCAGGCUACACCUUACAAGUGAUAUGUGGUCAGGAGUGGGUGAGAGAAAGAUGCCUGCAAGAUCCAUUGGUUUUAUUUUCCUCUGAACUGCUACUUGAUCCUGAAUUGACGGUCAACCAGGUUGGCCUGAGAAAACUCCUCCAUUUGAUUUGCUAUCCUGCUGGUAUCCCAUCAUGCCUUGGAGGCUCSGUUUCUCUACCGUCCAGCAUUGAAAUGGAAUCAGUCGACGAAGCAGCUGGUCGCGUGUUGCAGAAUCUAGAUCAAUGGUCAUUAAGAAAGUCAUGGCUAGAGCUUCAACUGAUGAUUAAACAAGCAUCGAAAGAGGACAUGGGUUGUCUUUUGGACGCUGUAGCUUCAGCAGCAAUGAACGUGUUUGUCCAACGUCAUGAUUCAUCCCUUACUACAGCAAGCGGCAGCCAUAAGUCAGGCGUUAUCAAAGGCCCAGAGUGGUUGGUAGCGCCAUUGAUCUCCAGGCUACCCAGCUCAGUGCAAGGGCGGCUACUCAAGGCUGCUGGGGAGGUUCUUGGUACUGCCAAGUGGUGGAAACCACACUCUGAUUCAUCCAAUCCCAUUCUGGUCCAUACACAGCCUUUCCUGUCACUAGUGUUAGCUUGCCUUAAAGGUCAAGAAGAACAGAGAGAAGGUCUUCUGAUGUCKAUAAGUCGGCAGAUAACMCAACUUCUUAGUGCUCCGUCUGAGGAAAGRUGUCCAGCUGAUGUCAAGAGUAAAGAAGCUUUACAAGAAGCGUUACAUUUGCGWAUAAGUUUAGUAGGAGCAAUGUUUGAUACCAUACAACGAAGUGUUUCGCUUUCUAGUGAUUGGGCGACGUUGUUAUUCCAACUGGUUAGCUCAGGGACAAUUACAGCAGAAUCUCUUCCAUCAAAAAAAGAACUACUGACCAACGUGUUAGAUAUGGUAUCUGUWUUGAUAAGUGUGGUAACCAACACUGAGACUUCCAGUGGUCAAGGUUCUGAUGAAGCACGAAAAGCUACCAAAGCAACCCUUUUUAAGAAACUGAAGCGUGAGCUYGCAGGCAAAAGYCCUAUGGAUAUUAUUCAGUGCAAACAACUACUGCCCCUCCCCUCCCUAUCUCACAAUGUACACACMGUSGAAAAAGAUAACGGCGACAAAAAGCAAUCGAAUGUACAGGGACUWAAGAUUAAUGGAAAGCAAAAAAUAAGUGCCUGGGACCUUAUGGAGGGGCACAAAAACCCGGCACCUUUUGCUUGGUCUUGGUUUGGUGCCGUACGUAUAGAACGCCGACCGUCACGUUACGAACAAGAGUUCCGUAAACUUCUUCAUCACUCACAUAUCAGGCGAAAGCCAAACAGUUAUUUUAUAAGCAGACAACAUGAUGAUGAUGUCGAUGAUGAYGAAGAUGAAAAGAUGGAAGCGGAGGAGGGUGGUGAUAAGUCGAGUCUGCCGUCMACUCCUCAGACGCCUGCUGAGGUUAAAGGUCCUUUUAAAUCAGUUGGUACACCAGGAACGCCAGGUUCAUCUACCGGCGUGGUACAACCAACUAUUACCGUUACUCAGCCAGAACCUAAAGCAAUACCUGAUGAAAAGCAACCAAAACCCAAAUCUCGGCAGCGUAACAGACGGCAGGCUCGCCAGGGAUGGCAAGGAGCACCUAACUUCACAGCACAACAAAGAAAGAUGCUUCAGAACAAAGCAGCCAGUGGUAUCYUSUAUCAACAACAGGGAAUGGUGUUUGGACAACCAGGAAAUCAGCAGUUUAUGCCUCAGCAACAAGUACCUGGGCAGCUUGGAAUUCCYGGMCAAGCAGGAAUGCCUGGACAAGCAGGAAUGCCMGGMCAAGGAAUGCCCGGUCAAGCAGGAAUGCCCGGACAAGCUGGAAUGCCAGGACAAGCGGGAAUACCAGGACAAGCUGGAAUGCCUGGACAGGGUAUUCCUGGACAGCCCAGAAUGGCAACAGCUCAAGAUACCAAGUCAACGAUAAGGUCUCUUCUCGUCAAUCGUGGACAGACACCUCAGGCGAUGGGACAGAACAGAAACCARUCAUCUACAUCMAUGUUCCAACAAUUUCUUCAACAGCAACAGCAACAACAACAGCAGCAACAGCAACARGGACCAACAGCUCAGCAAACUUUGUAUAAUUUACAACAACAAUUGCAGCGAACAACACAACAAAUGCAACAACCUACUCAACAGCUUAGACACCUGCCGCAGCCACAAGCAACGAUACAAACAGGACAGACCCAACAGAAUUACAGCUUCAACCAAUCUCAAAGACCAAAUAGUUUACAAAUCCCCAACAGAGGACAAGUGACAUCGAUGCAUGGAUCAACGCCAUCCACCCCAACCUCGCUUGGUUUGGCCACAACAGCAAUGAGUAAUACUGCAAACGCCUACGGAGCGCAGACAUAUCAGGUAGGCUCAGCUGUCUCCCAUGCACUCACAAGACCUCCAAUGCAACCUCAGCAAGUUCAACAGCAGCAACAACAACAGCAACAACAGCAGGUGCAACAACAAAAACAAUUUACUCUUCAACAUGCCAUUCAAAACCAGUCUCAAGGCCAACAAGCCUCCACCCAUCACCAACAUCAGAUGACCUCACAGGGUGGUCAUCCAAACCUUCAACAAACAUCGCAGUUUCAGCAACAAGCUGUGAAUCGAGUUACGAUGCAACAAGCACAACAGCAGCAACAACAACAACAAGUUCGACUGCAGCAAAUUCUUGCCUUACAACAGAAGCAGCAGCAAAAACAACAACUACAGCAACAACAACAACUACAGCAACAGCAGCAGCAACAACAACAACAGAUGCCUCAAGAGUUAAUGCGACAACUUCGGCAAUUCACGGGUGGUGGAAAUCAAGAUCUAAACCUACAGCACCAGUUUACGACUGAUGAUAUCACUUUACAAAGACAGUUGUCUGCACCAGCUGAUGUUGGACUACAGAGACAGGUAUCCCAGGACAUAACUCAGUUUCAAAGACAAUUGUCGACGCCAGCCCCUCAAGACCUCACUCAACAGCAACAGCAAUUCAACACCAAUCAGCAGUUUCAACCGGGACAGUUUUAAUUCGACUGGGAUUCCUGUUGCAUGUCAUAUAACUGAGGGUCUGGAAGUGGCCGUUCAGAUAAAUGAACUUUACCAAAUUUCUAAACGAUCUGACGAAAUCCAAACUGAUUGUGAACAUGCACAUUCUACAUUCUGAUAUGAUCUUCAAAAAAUGUAACGGUGACAUGACUAAUCCGAUGUCAAAUAGCCUUUGAAAUGGUACAUAUGCCCAUUGACUCCAUGUCAAUUUUGAUGAAACUAUAUUUUUAUUCAUUUUACUGCAAAUGAGAUCUCUUUUGUAGUGUUGUUUGUAAAAAUGUCGUAUUUAAUUCUAACUAUGAUAAUUAUAUUUGGUAUUUCAUUAUCCUGAAACAGAACCUUUGACUUUAUCAGUUUUGUUGCCAAGUUAAUCAAUGCUACAUUACCGCUUCUUUUAAUUGAAAAUCUGUGUUCAAUGAAGGGAGAAUCGCAAACUGAAAGAGAUUUACAUGGAAGUAUUUUAUGAAAUGGAGAAACACAAGUUUAAACGUAAUAUUCUCAAUCGAGGUAAUUUAAAAUGGGAGUACCGUUAUUAUCAUUUCGUGACGGUUUUCUUCAAAGCCACUACAAACACUGUGUUGUUUGAAACAUACUCCUGAAUUUUAAAUGCCAAAACGCCAGAAACUGAACAGUUAUGUUUUGAUCCGUGAAUAUUAAAAGGUAUUACAGGUCUUUGGACUAUUACAUUGUAACACUAACAGCGUCAACAAUAAAUACUUUAUUUUGUCUAAGUACAACGCAAUUUACAUCGGUACAUCUACUAUGAUUCUCGGUGAAAAGAACUUCCAUUCAAACAGCUUGUGCGAAUCUUUCAUGAUCCUCGAGCUACUUUUUGUAUAUUUGUUAUCUAGAUUUGUUCUUUGGUUUGCUUGGAUUGGUCCGAGGAUGUGUAACUAUAAAGKGUUUAUUAAUGAAAUAAAGCACUUAUUUGGUC
This is a messenger RNA of Exaiptasia diaphana, 8024 nucleotides long. Its product is annotated as mediator of RNA polymerase II transcription subunit 12-like protein. The record is from RefSeq and is a predicted model, not a curated record. The transcript has 37 exons. Gene Ontology annotation, cellular component: mediator complex. Gene Ontology annotation, biological process: regulation of transcription by RNA polymerase II. Bases 11 to 7072 code for a protein of 2353 amino acids. Lineage: Eukaryota; Metazoa; Cnidaria; Anthozoa; Actiniaria; Aiptasiidae. Gene Ontology annotation, molecular function: transcription coactivator activity.